Coregonus sp. 'balchen' is the source of this 4347-nucleotide messenger RNA. The record is from the annotation of a GenBank genome assembly. NCBI's taxonomy places the organism in Eukaryota, Metazoa, Chordata, Actinopteri, Salmoniformes, Salmonidae.
UCAUACUCGGCGGCGGGCAGCGAGGGUAGCAUCUCCACCUCCGUGGCGUCCCUGCCCCCGACCUUAACGGCGUCCGAUAGCUCCGCUCCCAGCUCGCCGGGCUCGCGGCGUUCCGUAAGCACCUUGAAGAAGUGGCUGACCAAUCCAGUCCGCAAGCUCAGCGCCGAGGCCGUCAACGUCUCAGCCAGCGCCAAGGGGGAGCGGCAGGUCAAGAAGUUGGAUGGGGGAAGCAAGCCCCCUCCUCCUAUUCCACCCUCUAGGCAUAGUAAUGGCCUGGGCCUGGGGCUGGGCAGACCCCUGGCAGGGCUGGGGCUGGGCAGACCCCUGGGAGGGCUGGGGCUGGGCAGACCCCUGGGAUCAGAGGACCACCUCACCACCAUACUACCCAUCGCACACAAAGAGAUGGUGAGUGUAGAGCCAUUGCUAAGCACCGGUAUUACCUCUGUAAAGGUAGAGAACACUAGGGGUACACACACCUACAUUACAUACAGGGUACAUACAGUGAGGACUAGCUACUCUACAUUGGGACUAUGGACACUGACAGAUUUGAAAUGGACCUCAUAAGUCAACUCAUCAUUAUAAUGUGUAGAAAUCCCUUAAUAUCUGUAUCACAAGGUGUAUUAACAUUUUACAUUUUAGUCAUUUACCAGACACUCUUAUCCAGAACGACUUACAGUGCAUUCAUCUUAAGAUAGCUAGGUGGCACAACCACAUAUCACAGGCAUAGUUAGUACACUUUUCCUCAAUAAUGCAGCUAUCAGGAAAGUCGGAGCUAGAAGGGGAGUGUGUGUGUGGGGGGGGGGGGGGGGGUGUUCAAGUGCAAUGGUUGGUACAGGAUUUUUUAAAAUGUAUUUGUGGGGGAGGGGCGAGGUGAGGAGGGGUUUUAUUUAAGAUACUCUUUGAAGAGGUAGGGUUUCAGGUGCUUUCGGAAGAUGGUUCAACCAUUGGGGUGCAGAACAGAGUGCUCGGGUUGGGGUGUAGGGUUUGAGCAUAGCCUGAAGGUAGGGAGGGGCAGUUCCUCUUGCUACUCCUUAGGCAAGUACCAUGGUCUUGUAGUGGAUGCGAGCUUCGACUGGAAGGCAGAGGAGUGUGCAGAGGAGCGGGGAAGGUUGAAAACCAGGCAAGCUGCAGCGUUCUGGAUAAGUUGCAGGCGUUUGAUGGCACAAGCGGGGAGCCCAGUCCAACAGUAAGUUGCAGAAGUCCGGACGGGAGAUGACAAGUGCCUGGAUUGAGACCUGCGCCACUUUCUGUGUGAGGUAGGUUUGUACUCUACGAAUGUUGUAGAGCAUGAACCUGCAGGAGUGAGUCACUGCUUUGAUUUCUGCAGAGAACGACAGGGUGUUGUCCAGGGUCAUGCCAAGGUUCUUUGCACACUGGGAGGGCGACACUGUUGAGUUAGCAACCGUGAUGGGGAGGUCUUUGAGCGGGAAGGCCUUCCCCGGGACGAAGAGCAGCUCCGUCUUGUCGAGGUUGAGCUUGAGGUGGUGGGCCAACAUCCAAGCUGAGAUAUCUGCCAGGCACGCAGAGAUGUGUGUCACCACCUGGGUGUCAGAAGCGGGAUGGAGAAAAGUAGUUUAAUGUCAUCCGCAUAGCAAUAAUAGGAGAGACCAUGUGAGGAUAUGACGGAGCCGAGUGACUUGGUGUAUAGAGAGAAGAGGAGAGGGCCUAGAACCGAGCCCUGGGGGACACCACUAAUGAGAGUACGUAGUGCAAACACAGAUCCUCUCCACGCCACCUGGUAGGAGUGGCGUGCCAGGUAGGAUGCAAUCCAAGAGUGUGCAGAGCCUGAGAGACCCCAGCCCAGAGAGGGUGGAGGGGAGGAUCUGAUGGUUCACUGUGUCGAAGGCAGAGGAUAGAUCUAGGAGGAUGAGGAGAGAGAGAGUCAGCUUUGGCAGUGUGGAGAGCCUCCGUGACACAGAGAAGAGCAGUCUCGGUUGAGUGACCCGUCUUGAAGCCUGACUGGUUAGGGUCAAGAAGACCGUUCUGAGAGAGAUAACAAGAGAGUUGACCAGAGACAGCAUGCUCAAGUCUUUUGGAAUGAAAAGAAAGAUAGGAUACCGGGCUAUAGUUUUUGAUGUCGGAUGAGUCGAGUGUUGGUUUCUUGAGGAGGGGAGCGACUUUUUAAGUCAAAGGGGACGCAGCCAGUUGUCAUUGAUGAGUUGAAAAUGUAUGCACUCACUAACUGUAAGUCUCUCUGGAUAAGAGCGUCUGCUAAAUGACUAAAAUGUAAAUGUAAUGAGUUGAUGAGGGACGUGAGGAAUGGGAGAAGGUCUCCAGGGAUGGUCUGGAGAAGGGAGGAGCGGAUGGGGUCGAGCGGGCAUGUUGUCGGGUGGCCAGAACUCACUAGUCACAGGAUUUCAUCUGGAGAGAGAGGGGAGAAAGAGGUCAAGGUGUAGGUUAGUUCUGUGUGAGUGGGACCAGUGGACUCAAUAGGCUGAUUGAAUGAGGAGCGGAUGUUGUCAACCUUCCUUUCAAAGUGGUUGACAAAGUCGUCCUGCAGAGAGUGAGGAGGGAGGGGGAGGGGUGGAGGAUUAAGGAGGAAGGAGAAGGUGGAAAAGAGUUUCCUAGGGUUAGAGGCAGAAGCUUGGCUUCAGCAGCGGAUACAGAGGAAGAGAAGUUAGAGAGAAGGGAGUGAAAAGAUUAUAGGUCCUCCGGAAGUUUAGUUUUCCUCCAUUUCCGCUCAGCUGCCCGCAGCACUGUUCCAUAAGCUCGUAAUGAGUCACUCAGCCAUGGAACAGGAGGGUAGGGCCGAGCAGGGCCUGGAGGAAAGUGGAGGAGAGUAGGGUCGAAUAGGCAGAAUCAGGAGACAGGAGGGAGAAGAAUUUAGCAGAAGGGAGAGAUGAUAGGAUAGAAGAGGAGAGAGUAGUGGGAGAGAGAAAGCGAAGAUUGCGACGGUGCAUGACCAUCUGGGUAGGGGCUCAGUGGUUAGGGUUGGAGGAAAGGGAGACAGAAAAGGAAACAAAGUAGUGAUCAGAGACCUGAAGGGGGGCUGCAAUGAGAUUAGUAGGCAAACAGCCUCUAGUAAAGAUGAGGUCAACCGUAUUGCCUGCCUUGUGAAUUGGAGGGGAUUGGAAAGGGUGAGGUCAAAACAGGCAAGGAGGGGAAAGAGAGAGUUGGAAAUAAAUUAAUCAAAGGCAGAGGUUGGGAGGUUGAAGUUGCCAAUUACGAAGAGCGGUGAACCAUCGUCAGGAAAUUAGCUUAAGUGUCAUGCUCAUUGAGUAACUCUCCAAGGGCACUUGGUGGGUGAUAGAUGACAACAAUGUUCAUCUUGAGUGGACAAGUGACAGUGACAGCAUGGAAUUAAAAUGAGAAGAUGGACAGGUGAGAGGGAGAAAAUAGAACAUCUCCAGUUAGGAGAAAUGAGUAGACCUGUGCCACCACCGCGACAUCAAGGGAUGGAUGGGCAGCAUAUUGCUGAGAUGAACUCGGCGUUCUUGACCACAGAUCAGCAGUUCCAAACGCUGCCAGAGACCCGGAAUUCCACAUGGGUUGUGCUCGCAGGGUACACCAAAUUAGAAGGGUUGCAGCCAAGGGGUGGGGAGUGUCUGUAAAGCCUGCAGGGAGAGGAGUGAACAGGUAUAGAAAACACUAACAUAGUUGCCAUAGCUACAAAAGAGCAAAAUGAGAUCAUCAGUAAAUAACUAGGUAAUAUCCUGAAGUGAGAGUGGUGUGGAGCCUUCCAUUCUUUCCCUCCUCAAAGAACUCUGCAGAACAACUACGUAGAACUGUCUUAGUUUCGGCGAUGGUCUUAGUUAAGGAGUAAAUAGACUAUUGAUUGCUUAGUACACCUGCCACACGAUUACUAUUCCUGAGCAAAUAUCUACAUAUAAAAUCGAGAUCAACUACAUUUUCUGUGUAGAUAUCUACCAACAGCUUGCCCAACCGCAGCCAAUUGACAGUACAGUACCUCACCUAUGAAUCCCAACACAGUUGACUGCAGCAUGGUUUACCCAUAGCUUACCCACAUGGUGUAUACAUGGUGGAUAGUCACAGUGUGAGCACAGUCAUGAUGCUAGUUAGUUAUUUAAUAACAGCGCUGGAGAUGGUGAUCCUGGGGAUGAUUCUGACACAGUCACAGUGUUACACUGAUUAAUGUGUUGUUGAUGUUGUGUUAUGUUGAGUAAUGAUGUUCUCCCUCUGUGUGUGUGUGUGUGUGUGUGUGUGUGUGUGUGUGUGUGUGUGUGUGUGUGUGUGUGUGUGUGUGUGUGUGUGUGUGUGUGCGUGCGUGCGUGUGUUGUAGGAGUGCAGGUAUAGUUGGCCAGUCCUGAGGAUCUUUCCCCAGCAACCCUAAACUCUCCCAGCUACCUGGCCGACUCACUACAGAGCUGUACUUCACUGGCCUACACA